AUGGCCCAAUCCACAACUCCAGGCUUCGACAAAGCCUUCGCCCAAACCCUCUGUGAUCUCCAAGUCCCCAAAGCCAUCAAAUUCUCUCCCAACGGCCAACAGCUCUUAUACUCCACCAGUCUGAUCGGCGGCCAUCGCAAAGGUAAAAACGCCCUCUCAACACUCUGGAUCGCAUCAUCUGCCGAACCAAACUCAUCUCGUCAACUUACCUCCGGCCUCUUCAACGACACUUCGCCAAAAUGGCAUCCUGACGGAAACAGGAUUGCGUUUCUGUCAGAUCGUGCGAAAGUUGGUGAGAGCUCGGCGAUCUACAUGCUCAGAAUGGACGGUGGUGAUGCGACUCCUAUAACUGAUGCUGAGAAUGAGGAGGAUAUUGAGACUUUUUCGUUUUCGCCUGAUGGAAAGACCAUUGCGUAUGUUUCGCCGGAUGAGAAAUCGGAGGAGGAGAAGGAGAAGAGUGAGAAGGAUGAGCCUGAUCCUGAAGUCUGGGGCGAGAAGUGGGAUUUCGCGAGGUUGAGACUCGUCGAUGUAGAAUCUCGAGAUACAAAGGUUCUCGUUGGUGGCGAAACUCACGUCGGCGAGUUUUGUUGGAGUCCUGAUGGCAAGGAAAUUGCUUUCAUGAGUAAGGAGAACCCUCACAUCGAAGAGGCGUUGCUGACAGGCACGACCAUCUCGACGGUUAAUGUUGAGACUGGCAAAGUCACAGAGCUCUGUAAGAUCAUGAAUGAGCCGUAUGAUCUUACCUGGGCGCCUGAUGGGCAGAUCUAUUUCAUCACUGGUGUACCUGUGGAUAAAGACUCUGGAGGAAGGGCGGUUUACAAGACUGAUCCCAAUGCCGAUACUCACGACUUCGUAAAGGUUGCAUGUGGUGUUGAUGAUGAUGCUGGAGGUCUUCAUGUCGUCGGUGGCAAGGUCCUCGUGAAUCGCCAGAUUAGGUUUGUCGAUGUCAUCAGUGAACUUGGAGGUGAUGAUCUUUUCGAUGAGCAGACGGAGCUCUGGGUAUAUGAUGUUUUCAUCGACCCAGAGACUUGUACUUCAACUCUAGCAGCAAGUUUGUCAGAUGUUGGAACUCCGUAUGAUAUUUUCGUCAUCGAGAAAGAUAAGCAGGAGAUCAAAAUCUCCAACCAUGGGAAGCCCCUCGCAGACAAGUCCCUCGGUACAUGCACAGUCCUUACCUGCCGAUCCACCGACGAUGAAGUCGAACUUGACGGUCUUUACCUCACCCCAACAAACCCCAACAAAAAGCCCCUCCCAACAUUCGUCCUCAUCCACGGCGGUCCAACAUCUCGCGACACCGAUAGCUUUGACACAACAUGCUUCAACUGGGCGCCGUACAUCCUCUCAAAAGGCUACGGCGUUCUCCUCCCUCAAUAUCGCGGCUCAAGCGGGCGCGGUGAGAAAUUCGCUUCGUACAGUAUGGGAGGACAGGGGAAGUAUGACUACGCUGAUGUAGUGGCCAUCACCGAUAACGCCAUCAAGAAGGGCUUUGCGAAUCCGAAAAACCUGAUUGUUGGGGGUUGGAGCCAAGGUGGUCUUUUGACGUAUCUGUGCAGUGUUCGCAAUGGUCUUCAUGGUCUUGGAUGGCGCUUCAAUGCAGCUAUCGCAGGAGCAGGAGUAUGCGAUAUCGAAAGUCUUGCGCUUACAGCUGACCUUGGCUCAACAUAUGAGAUCGAACUCGCCGGCGGAGAUACGAUCUGGACUCUUGACCGCGACGACACGAGGAAUCGGCAAGGCAGUGCGCUCUGGGAAGUGUCUUCUGCAGUUAAGCACGCUAAAGAAACGGGGGAGAUGGUUAUCCCGCCUAUGCUGAUUCUUCACGGUGACAAAGAUGAACGAUGUCCGUUCUCACAGGCGGAGGGGUUUAGGAGAGCGUUGAGGCACUGGGGGUUGCAGUGUGAGUUUGUCAAAUUUCCUGGUGAGGGGCAUGGGAUUGAGCAGCAGAGGUUCUGGUUUGAUAUGUUUGAGAGGAUUGGGCGGUGGUGUGAUACGUACAUUGGGGAUGGGGCGAUUAAAUUGGCGAUGAGAUGA
Fusarium subglutinans is the source of this 2028-nucleotide messenger RNA. RefSeq names its product peptidase yuxL. Gene Ontology annotation, biological process: proteolysis. Gene Ontology annotation, molecular function: serine-type endopeptidase activity. NCBI's taxonomy places the organism in Eukaryota, Fungi, Ascomycota, Sordariomycetes, Hypocreales, Nectriaceae. The transcript has a single exon. The record is from RefSeq and is a predicted model, not a curated record. The coding region runs from base 1 to 2028 and encodes 675 amino acids.